AUGGACAACAACACAUCUGCCCUCAAAACUGGGGACCUCUGGCCAGGAAGGAAACCAGCCCACUCUGCAGACAGUAUCGAGGUCUGGCGUGCUGCCCUUCAGGAGGCUUGCCUGGAGCUCCCAGAGCUGAGGCGUGCCGCCCCGUCUCUCCGCCAGCACCCCCACCUGCCGGGGCUCUCCACGGCUACGGCCAACCUCACCUCCGCCCCGGGCUUCCUGCUCCUGGGCCUGAUGGACGGAACAGACGCGCACCCGCUGUUGUUCCUGCUCUUCCUCAGCAUCUACCUGCUCAAUGCCCUGGGCAACCUGAGCAUGGUGGUGGUGGUGAGGUCCGAUGAGGCCCUUCGCUCCCCCAUGUAUUACUUCUUGGGUCACCUGAGCCUUGUGGACGUUUGCUUUGUCACCGUCACGGUCCCCAGACUGCUAGCCAGCCUGCUCCAACCCGGCCAGGCCGUGUCCUUCCAGGCCUGCUUUACCCAGAUGUACUUCUUCGUGGCUCUGGGCAUCACCGAGAGCUACCUGCUGGCAGCCAUGUCGUAUGACCGCGCGGUGGCCGUGUGCUGGCCCCUGCACUACGCGGCGGUCGUGUCGCCCCGGCGCUGCGGGACGCUGGUGCGGGCGUCCUGGGCCGUGGGCCACCUGCACUCGCUGCUGCACACGCUGCUCAUCUCCGCCCUCUCCUACCCCCGAGGCGCCCCUGUGCGCCACUUCUUCUGUGACAUGACGGUGAUGCUGAGCUUGGCGACUUCGGACACGUCCUCCGCGGAGACGACCAUCUUCUCCGAGGGCCUGGCCGUGGUGCUGGCCCCGCUGCUCCUCGUGUCGCUCUCCUACGCGCGCAUCCUCCUGGCCGUGCUCGGGCUGCGCUCGGCGGGGGGCCGGCGACGCGCCUUCUCCACCUGCGGCGCCCACCUGCUGGCGGUGUCGCUGUUCUUUGGCUCCGUCGUCUCCGUCUAUUUCCGGCCGUCGUCUGCCUACUCGGCCCGCUACGACCGCCUGGCCAGCGUGGUCUACGCCGUGGUCACACCGACCUUGAACCCCUUCAUCUACAGCCUUCGCAACAAAGAGGUCAAGGGCGCCCUGAAAAGGGGGCUCCGGUGCAGAGCUGCGCCCCGAGAGGGGUGA
This is a messenger RNA of Galeopterus variegatus (Sunda flying lemur), 1125 nucleotides long. RefSeq names its product olfactory receptor 1L4-like. Gene Ontology annotation, cellular component: membrane. Gene Ontology annotation, molecular function: G protein-coupled receptor activity; olfactory receptor activity. NCBI's taxonomy places the organism in Eukaryota, Metazoa, Chordata, Mammalia, Dermoptera, Cynocephalidae. Bases 1 to 1125 code for a protein of 374 amino acids. Gene Ontology annotation, biological process: G protein-coupled receptor signaling pathway. The record is from RefSeq and is a predicted model, not a curated record. The transcript is spliced from 2 exons.